AAGAAGAUCCCAAGUAUUAUGUUUCCCAGCUUACAGAACGAGGCCCACUUUCGGAAACUUGGGUCAGAGAAUACUGGGAUGCCUGUAAGGAUAAAGAAACUCCUCUUCCCGAUAAAAAGGCCAUCAUGUGUGCAUAUAAACUGUGUCGAGUUGAAUUCAAGUACUGGGGAAUGCAGAGUAAGAUCGAGAAGUUUAUUCAUGAUGUAGCUCUGAGAAAAACUAUGUUGAGGGCACACAAGCAGGCCUGGGUGUGGCAGGAUGAGUGGGUAGGUCUAACAAUGGAAGAUAUUCGUCAGAUGGAGAGAGAAACACAAGAAAUCUUGGCUAAGACUAUGUCAGGCGAAUCUGGACAGGAGGAUGGUUCAGGCUUACUACAGUCAGAGAACACCCUUCACACCAGUCCUUCGAGCUUUUCUGGACAAGAAGUAGAUUGGAACGUCAUCGACAAAGAUAAUGAUAUUACCAUGAACCAAAACUUGAAAACCUGCCCUCCAAGAACAAGGAGCCCAUCUCCUCACAAAAGACCCACUUCCCCAAAUUCUCAGGAAAUCCCUACAUCCAAAGAACUAGAUAAUGCAGAACUUGUCAGAAGUGGAAGAAUAAAAAACUGGUCCAGGAGCAGUUCAAAGUCAGUCCUUUAUUCAACAGAUGGCAGCUCUAACAAAAGUUUAGAUGUUCAGAUGGCUAAUUGGAGGAUGGAAAGUAUUGGAAAAUAUUCUAAUUCUAGCUCUGAGGAUGAAUUCUUUGAUGCUGAAGAUGAAGCGGAAGCCAUGAGUCUGGCAAAAUGGAGUUCACUGGACAUUCUUCCCAUCGAGGAAGAUAAAGAAUUUACAGAAAAUAUCAAAGAGGACACCUACAUUAAAAAAGUACAAAACGGACAGCUCGGUAAAGACUAUCCAUCAGUAGCUUCAAGUGGGAGCGUGGAUGCCUACGUGCCAUCAAGCCCCUUCACUUCACCCGUCCGUCAAAGUUGCCCCACUACCGUAUUGAUAAUGGUAUUUCACUGUAGCAGUGUUCUAGACACUGGCACAGACCCCAGCUCCAAAAAAUCGGACAUAAGUACUUUCCGUAGCACUCUUGACAGCCUGGUGUAUCAACACUAUCCCAUGCUGGUAAAUCGUAUAGCAAUUCGUCUGGUAUCCUGUCCUGCAGUUUGUUCAGAAGCCUUAGCAGUUUUAUCCAGUCUAAGUCCAUAUAGUUUUCAAUCAUCUCCAUCUGCCAUUGAUGGUAUUUCACACACUUAUGAUGCGAUUCCACUAGGCUGUAUGCCACUUUUUGCCAUCUCAUGUCCUGAAUACCAAGUGUGUAUUUCAAGAACAGUUACUGCUGCCAACCAGACUUACCACGAAUUUCUCAAGUCUGAAGAAGGCCAUGGCUUUUGUGACCAAGUUGUUGUCAUUGGAGAUAGUUUGGGAGCAGUUCUACUAUACGAUGCCUUGUGUCGAACAUCCCAGUUAAAUAGCCAUUAUGGGAGUGAAAGUAGUAUCGCUGAGGUCGAACCCACUAACCAACAAAGUGCAGACAUUCGAAACAGACCCCACAGCCCCAGUUACACGGGUAGACCAAAUCCUUUAAUUUCCAUUAGCAACGGCAGUGGAAACGAAGAUGUUGGUGAGAUUUCAAGAAGUAGGAGACCAGGUACUGUAACAAGCAGUAUCAGAACUUACAGAAAAUCUUACUCACACCCUAAGGAUGCCGAUUCUACCAACUACGAUGCUGCCUCCUACACCAGACUUCUUUCGGCUCCUCUUCCUCGUCGCUCCAGUUCAACUUCUAGUGAUCAGAGCAUUCAACACAAGAUUGAAUUUGAAGUUAGUGACUUCUUCAUGUUUGGCAGUCCGUUGGGUAUGAUAAUGGCCUACAGGAAGAUAAUGUCAUUUGAUGAAAAAAAUACACCACCUCCUCGGCCAUUUUGCAGUCAAGUGUACAAUCUGUUUCAUCCUUCCGAUCCUUCGGCUGUUCGGAUUGAGCCUCUGUUGAGCGUUAGGUUUUCUCAGCUUCCACCAGUUAAUGUACCACGAUAUCAGAAGUAUCCACUAGGAGAUGGCCACUCCAUCCAACUGUUGGAGUCCAUUCAGAGUUAUGCUUACUUGUUUACCGAUGGUGGAUUCGCUUCUUCCCAGUGUGUGUAUAGUACAAUGGGCAGGCGAAUUAGUGAAGCUAGUGUCACCAGCACAAUGUCUGGCAUUACUGAAAUGGUACCCUUGGCAACCAUAUCUACACUGACACAGAAGUGGUGGGGAUCGAAGAGAUUGGAUUAUGCACUGUACUGUCCAGAAGGACUCACAAACUUCCCUAUCAAUGUUCUACCUCAUCUUUUUCAUGCUAGUUACUGGGAAUCGACUGAUGUCAUCGCUUUUAUACUAAGGCAGGUUGUGAGGUCGGAAACGUUAAUUCAAGGAGACAAAGAGAAGGAAGCAUCUGUCUUUAUCCCUUCCCAGCCUCGUGAGAAAUGGCUAAGGAAAAGAACUUCCAUGAAAAUUAAGAAUGUGACUGCUAAUCACAGGGCCAAUGAUGUCAUUGUUAAGGAAGGUGACCCCCAGACAUUAAGUGCUAAGUUCCUCUACGGUCCUUUGGACAUGGUUACGUUAACAGGAGAAAAGGUUGACAUCCACGUCAUGAAAGAUUCACACUCGGCUGAGUGGACGUUCCUCACGACAGAGUCAUCAGACAAAAACGGUAGAGUCUACUACACCCUUCCGAAGGAGAAAGCUUUAGGUUAUGGAGUGUUCCCUAUCAAAAUGAUUGUUAGAGGCGACCACACUUGCAUAGACUUUUUCUUGGCGGUCGUUCCACCGAAAACUGAAUGUGUUGUCUUCAGUAUUGAUGGUUCCUUUACGGCCAGCGUAUCGGUUACCGGAAGAGAUCCUAAAGUUCGAGCCGGUGCCGUGGACGUGGUCAGGCACUGGCAGGAGCUAGGCUACCUGAUUAUCUACAUAACAGGCCGUCCUGACAUGCAACAACAGAGGGUGGUAUCAUGGCUAUCUCAACACAACUUUCCUCAUGGGUUGAUUUCUUUUGCUGAGGGACUUUCCACCGAUCCUUUGCGUCACAAGGCAGGAUAUCUCCGCCACUUAAAGGCAGAUGUCGACAUCAUAAUCCACGUGGCGUACGGCUCAAGUAAAGAUAUCUGGGUGUACUCUUCUGUUGGGUUACAGCAAGAACAGAUCUUCAUCGUGGGAAAAGCAUCCAAAAAGCAGCAUUCCAUAGCUACGGUUCUCACUGAUGGCUACGCUGCACAUCUUGGCGAUCUGAAGGCCCACGGCGGUUCCCGACCUGCCCAAGGUAAUGCCCGAAUGAUUCUCCCAAGAGGCGUGUUUGGUUUACCUGGUCAAGGUGCUGGUAGUCUUCGUCAGCGUCAGUCUGCUAAACGAACAACUUCUUACCCCUUGUCUGCCCAAAUUAUGGAUUCUAAGACAAGGGCAAUUUCGUCUAAACCAACCUCUACUAAUGUGUAAUACAAAGAAAGCAAUUUCAGCCAGUUCAGGAUGAGAAACUAUAUUCCAGUAAGUUUUGAAUGUAGGGUACCAUGGAACAGUUCCUUUGCAUACCUUGGCUUUCUAUUUGACAGCGUAUUAUGAUUUAUUAAGGAAAUGUAUGCUUCUUAUUACCUCACCCGUUAUCAGAACUUUUCAUUUUGUCAAGAAAUAUUUAUUCAGUUACAUUGUAAAAACUGAUACACACUUUGUUUCAAGGUUGAACCACUUUCACCUCACCAGCUAACUUUAAGAUUCCAAAUCAACAUGCAUGGACUUGCUUACUCCCCAAGGAAUUCCUACCGAACAUUGUCAUAUAAAGUAGGAAUCCACCGUUUUACUACUUAGAGAACUUAAAGAGUACAAGGUGUCUGUUUGUUAAGAGUUGUUUUGUCAAGGGUGAACUAUUACUUGCCAUUGUCUUUCACAUGCAAUUCUUGUCCAUUUCUCAGAUUUUUUUUUAAUCAUGCCGAGACUUGUUUGUUUACAAGAAAAAAAGAACUUCAUCCUAACUCUUAAGUCGCACCGAGAAGUGUUAAUGUUCAGAAGAAAGGAAGACAAUGUGUCGACUAGCUCUUAAGCCUAUUUUCAUCAUUAUCUGACUUGUGUUAUAUAGUUCUUCAUUUAAUGUACAAAUAUUCCCGAGAUAUUUUGUUUUACCACCAGCAAAGUCCUAGUGAAACACUGUGUAUGUGUUAAGUAUUCCAUCGUUAAUGUAUUUUAGUGUUUGAGACUGCUAUAGUAAACGUGUCGUCACUAGGUUUAUUGCACAUAAUUCAAAGCACUGAUGUCAAGCAGAUUGUGAUGUAAAGGCCAGCAAGGGUUCUGACUAUUAUUUAUGACAAAUAGAUAUUAAAGUUUGUAAAAGUGUUUUUUUUUAAUAUUUUAAUAGUGUACAGUAGUGUACAGUUACUGUUUCACAAAGUAGUCAUAAAUAUACUUAUAUUUCUCCUAACAUUUACUGUUCACAUUCCUUGGUCAUGGUUCUACCCUAAUCUUUCCUAAUGCUUCAUUCAUUCUGUUUACGAGAAGAAACUGAACAGUCCCAAGUGUUUAAUUUUACUACGAAUGAUUCUUCAUAACUGCCAUAUUAGUUUUAUGGUAUUUCUAAUUUCACCAUCUAGUCAUUUUUAAAUUUUUUUCUCAUUUAUUUUAAGUCUAAUUUUUGAUUUGCACAUAAUGAUGACUGAAGUAAGAUUCAAUGUUAAAUAGUGCAAGGAAUAUUGUAAUGUUCUUAAGUUUUUGAAAUUAUCUGGUCAGUCAACAUUUUUGCAGACUUAUUCACAUGCGAGAACAGCCCACUUUGAAAAGUAGUGAAACAUUAUGUUCAUUAGAACAGAGAAAUUUGGUACUUAAUAUUGAUUAAAAAAGCACCAGUUUUUUUUUUAUUUAUUUACAAGAAGUUCAAUUUUUUUAGUCUUUACAAAUCCAUGAAACUUCAUCUCAAAGCCACAAAGAAGGGGCAAAAAAAAAGCUCCUAAUAAACAAUUUCAAAAUUACCUAAACUCGCUGUCAAAAAAGAAUUUUUUUUUUAAAUAUACUUAUUGUGUGCUUUACUAACUAAAAAUUUUCAUCGUGACAUUCCUAGUUUUAUCUUUGAUUACUGGAUGUUUGUUGAAACGUUUGGUUAACCUUCACCCAUAAAGUGUAGGAUCACCUGAUAUACGUUAUCUCAGUCAGCAUGACACAGAUCUGAUGUUAAGGUCGUUGUGUGACUUCAAGCAAGUCACUCUCACCAAGCCUGACGUAAUGAAAUAUCCAAACUGUUGCUUUCUUAUUCUCAAUCAUUUGCAGAGGAUGUUUUUUUAAUUAGAGACCCUACUUCUGUUUUUCUCCACAAGUACUCAAACUGGCAAUAAGAAAGAAUAUUGCUUCCUGUUGUGGUCGGUUCUUGUGAUUAUGCUUGGAAGGAUAGCUUUGUAAGUAGAGGUUUGUGAUACUCUGUUGUUGCUUUAAAAAUGUACUGUUACAUUUAGCUUGUUCGGGUAUUUUAUCAAAAAUAUUUUAUUUUGAACUUGUUUUAACUCUGUGUUUUUAAGUUCUCUUGUAUAAUAUUUACAACAUACAAGUCUCUCAGAUUUAGAAAAGUUAUUAUCUCAGCCAAAUGCACCAAGAAGUGAAAUUACAGUUCAUUGCCACCCACCGAAUCCUUCAGCUAAAACCCACUGUUAUUUUAAAUAUAAAAUGUUUUUUCAAUGUUUGAUGUUUAUUAAAAUCAGUUUUUUGUUUGUUUU
This is a messenger RNA of Limulus polyphemus (Atlantic horseshoe crab), 5710 nucleotides long. Its product is annotated as protein retinal degeneration B-like. The transcript is spliced from 18 exons. The coding region runs from base 126 to 3458 and encodes 1110 amino acids. Gene Ontology annotation, molecular function: phosphatidylcholine intramembrane carrier activity; phosphatidylcholine binding; phosphatidylinositol transfer activity. Gene Ontology annotation, biological process: phospholipid transport. Lineage: Eukaryota; Metazoa; Arthropoda; Merostomata; Xiphosura; Limulidae. The record is from RefSeq and is a predicted model, not a curated record. Gene Ontology annotation, cellular component: cytoplasm.